Daktulosphaira vitifoliae (grape phylloxera) is the source of this 1862-nucleotide messenger RNA. RefSeq names its product histone deacetylase 3 (gene HDAC3). The coding region runs from base 340 to 1641 and encodes 433 amino acids. Gene Ontology annotation, molecular function: histone deacetylase activity. NCBI's taxonomy places the organism in Eukaryota, Metazoa, Arthropoda, Insecta, Hemiptera, Phylloxeridae. The record is from RefSeq and is a predicted model, not a curated record. The transcript is spliced from 3 exons.
UCGAUACAAGAUUGUGAAGUAGACUCAAAAAAAUGAUUUAUAUAUGAUAAAAAUGAUUGUAUAAUCGACGAAGUCCAAUAAAAUUUUGAGAACCUAUAUUGAUUUAGUCUAGUGCCGAACUUCAUAUUAGUAAGUAUUUGACUUCUAACUUCAAUAUUAUGAUUACAAGAUUAUGUUUAUAUCGUUAUUCCCAUUAAUUUUAAAAUAUAAUAAUUGUUUGACUAAUCUCAUUUUGAGGUGUAAUAGUUAUUAAAGUUAUCAUUUAGUUUACUAGUUAUUACCAUAAUUUAAAUUUAAAAAUCAUUUCGAUUGUAUUGAUUGAUAUGUUGUAAGUUAAACAUGUCGAACAAACGAGUGUUUUAUUUCUACAAUCCAGAUGUGGGUAAUUUCCAUUAUGGGCCUGCUCAUCCUAUGAAACCUCAUCGAUUAUCAGUUAUACAUAGUUUAGUUCUUAAUUAUGGACUGUAUAAUAAAAUGAAAAUUUAUAGACCAUAUCGUGCUAGUGCUCAUGAUAUGUGUCGUUUCCAUCAUGAUGAAUACAUAGAAUUUCUUCAAAGAGUAACACCUCAAAAUCUUACUACUUACAGUAAAUAUUUAAACCAUUUUAAUGUUGGUGAAGAUUGUCCAGUAUUUGAAGGUUUAUAUGAUUUUUGUUCAAUGUAUACUGGUGCUUCAUUAGAUGGAGCUAUGAAACUUAAUAAAAAUGUAUGCGAUAUUGCAAUUAAUUGGUCAGGAGGAUUACAUCAUGCAAAAAAGUUUGAAGCAUCAGGAUUUUGUUAUGUAAAUGAUAUUGUUAUAGCUAUUUUAGAAUUAUUGAAAUAUCAUCCUAGAGUUUUAUAUAUUGAUAUUGAUGUACAUCAUGGAGAUGGUGUUCAAGAAGCAUUUUAUUUAACAGACCGUGUUAUGACAGUAUCCUUUCAUAAAUAUGGUAAUUGGUUUUUCCCUGGUACUGGUGAUAUGUAUGAAAUUGGUGCUGAUUUAGGGCGUUAUUAUUCUGUUAAUGUACCUUUAAAAGAGGGAAUUGAUGAUGCAAGUUAUUCUCAGGUAUUUAAACCAGUAAUCCAACAUGUUAUGGAUUUAUAUCAACCUACAGCAAUAGUUCUCCAAUGUGGUGCUGAUUCUCUUAAUGGCGAUAGAUUAGGUUGUUUUAAUUUAAGCACCAAGGGACAUGGUGAAUGUGUUAAGUUUAUUAAAGAAUUGAAUGUACCAUUAUUAACUGUUGGAGGUGGAGGUUAUACAUUAAGAAAUGUUGCCCGAUGCUGGACUUAUGAAACAUCUCUACUCAUAGAUGAAGAAAUAAGUAAUACAAUUCCAGAACAUGAAUACCGUGAUUACUUUGCACCUGAUUUUUUACUCCACCCAGAAGUUGUUACUCGUCAAGAAAAUGCAAAUAGCAAGCAAUAUUUGGAGCUUAUUGUUAAGCAUACCUAUGAUAAUUUAAAAAUGGUUCAACAUUCACCGAGUGUUCAAAUUCAAGAUGUACCUGGUGAUGCUCUUCCUACUGAAGAAGCAAAUGCUAUAGCUAUUGAAGAAGCUGAUCCUGAUGUACGACAAUCUCAAGCAGAACUUGAUAGACAAGUUGAUCCAGCUAAUGAAUUUUACCAAGAUGAUAAAGACCAAGAUUUCGAAGAGACUAAAUAAGCAGUUUAAAGUAAUUAAAUAAUUAGUUCUUAAUUAAUCUUAUUUUAAACCUACAAAUAAUGCAAGUUUAAUUAUUUCAAAGCAUUAUAAUAUUUAUUUAUAUCUAAUACCAUAGUUGAGACUUAAACAAUUAAAUGACAAAAUACUUAUUUUUAGUAAACUUUUUAGAAAUGAAUAAUGACAAAUUGCUAUAGAAUAUUUACCAGUAAAUGUAACUCUGA